Molecule: messenger RNA, 1952 nt
Organism: Homalodisca vitripennis (glassy-winged sharpshooter)
Lineage: Eukaryota; Metazoa; Arthropoda; Insecta; Hemiptera; Cicadellidae
Product: heparanase-like
Exons: 9
Coding region: 249-1763 (504 amino acids)
Cellular component (GO): membrane; extracellular matrix
Molecular function (GO): hydrolase activity, acting on glycosyl bonds
Source: RefSeq, a predicted model, not a curated record
GCUAAGAUCUCAUAACAAUAAAAGAAUUUUAAGAAUACCAGUUCAGUUUAUUAAAACACUGUAUUUUUUAGGUUUAGUUUAUGAAUACUUUAUUUUCGUAAAUUAGAACUCUUAUUUAUUUACAUAUUAUUUUAUGUAUUAUGUCAGCUUACUCAAUGAGUGUAUUUUAAAUCUUUAAUUUUACUAACUAACUAUAAUUAUCUUAUUGUUUAUAUUUUGUUUGUAAUUUUGAAAGAUUCAGUCACACAAUGGAAAAAUUUUACUUUCCAGUUCUUAUUAUAAUAACUCUAUCCAUCACACAUAGUAUUAUUACAACUAUAAAAAGAGGAAACUACCAUUUAAACUAUUAUUACCAUUCAAGAGUGCAAACAUAUGUAUUGAAUACUUCUGGAUCGCUCUAUAAAACAAACAAACUGUUUUUAAGUUUUUCAAUUGACUCUCAUCAAAUAAGGCACGGUUUAUCCAAACCCUCUUUAAGUAAUUCUGAACUGAUUCGAUUGACUUCAUAUUUAUCCCCUGGUUACUUACGGAUUGGAGGUACUGAUGCUGAUCGUCUUGUCUUCAAACAAAACAAUUCAGUAUCAAGAUCAAGACCUAAUUCAAACCUACAAGAUACAUUCAAUAUGUCAGACAAGAAGUGGACUGAAAUUUACAGAUUUGCAGAACUAUCUGGGUUCAGAGUACUGUUUGACUUAAAUGUACUGCUGAGGAAUGGUAGUCGUUGGGAUUCCUCUAAUGCUAAAAGUCUGCUAGACUUUUCUGCAAGCAAGGGUUACAAAGUUGAUUGGCAACUUGGAAAUGAACCAAAUGCUUUCCAACACAAUUUUAAUGAGACAGUGUCACCAUUCCAGUUAGCGAAAGACUUUAUAACUCUGCGAAAUCUGCUCAACUCUUACCCCAAGUAUCAAAAGGCUCUGGUAGUUGGGCCGGAUGUCACUUCCCCUCACUCUUCCUUACAAGAAGUCACAAUGCCAGCUGAGAAGUUCCUUCACAAAUUUAUGAAAUCUGGCAGUGUAAGUCAGCCAGUGGAUGCUGUUGCUUGGCAUCACUACUACUUGCAUAGGAAUGCAUCAUUGUCAGAUGUCCUUUCUCCAGGUGUCUUUGAUACUCUGAAAGAGGCUAUUGAUCUGAUAAAGGAAGCUGUCAAGUCUUGGAGGCUUCUUUGGAUCACAGAGAGUGGCUCUGUCUGUGGAGGUGGAGUACCAGGAUUAUCAAACCGGUUUGCCUCAAGCUUCUUGUUGCUUGACAAACUUGGGCUGGCUGCAAGGGAAGGGGUAGCCCUUGUAGUUCGCCAGUCUCUCUACGCUGGUCACUAUGCCCUAAUCGACCGAACCACGCUUCGGCCAAAUCCGGAUUGGUGGGUGUCGUAUGUAUACAAGAAGUUGGUUGCUCCCACUGUGUUGUCUAUCGAAGCGAAGGGUGAGGUACGAGAGACUCUGCGUCUUUACGCUCAUUGUUCCCACAAUGGCUCAGUCGUCAUGUUCGGAGUGAACCUCAGCAACGCUCCGGAACAGCUGAUGGUUGAAACAUCAAGCGAAUCUGCAGCUGCCACAGUUCAACUGUUUCAGUUGACAGCACCAGAUUUGCUGUCUCAAGAAGUUAUCCUCAACGGGAUUCCACUCAGACUGCCCAGUGACUCUCCACCAUCCCUCCAAUCUGUCACUGUAGACAUCUUCCAGCCAAUUAAAAUUGCUGGACACUCCAUCUUCUUCCUUCAUCUAGGCUACUUACAACCAUAUGUCUGUCAAAUUGAAGAUUCUUAAUAGUUUAGGUUAUUAUUUUACACUUUUUAUAUUGUGUGAUUUUGUUUGUUACUUUAUACAUGAUUAUCGUUACAUUUACAUUCUUUUUAUAGAAGUUAUAGAUUUUAAAGUUUAGUUAUUGACAAAAUGUAAAUUGUGAUACACCUAAUGUUAUAUUUUUAUCUGUAAAUAUAAAUGUUUCAAUAUGGA